CCUCCUGCGCGGUAGAUACAGAAGUAGCACGUUGCUAACGAGCGCCCGCUGCCUUCAUACAAACUUUACGGUUUGUACUUAGUUUAGAUCGCGCUGUUGGUCGUCUGCAGUUCCACGGAAGAUUGCUCACUUGCAUUUAGCGCCACUGUGACUUUGUUGACGUGUUUUGUUGCUACGUUUAGCUGUUGACGACAGGACUAGCCUCGUUAGCUGGUAUCACUAGCCAUGGGAGCAGCAGUGCAAGCAACUUAGCGCCUUUUCAAAGUUUUAACUAAACGCUCGUAAACACCAGAUGCGUCUACAUGGAUCACUCAUCUGCAGGUAACUAUAUGCACAGGCUAGCUCAGAUUGUGAUUAGCAGUCAUCUGAGUUUGUGCUAAUUAGCUUUAGUUGUUUAACAUCAACAAAGUCCCUCAACAUGUCCAAUCAGCUGACUGCAGAGCAGCAGCGAAAGAUUGAGGAGAACAGACGGAAGGCUUUAGAGAGAAGAGCCCAAAGACUUGGACAGACUAUCGGCACCGAUAAGCAGAGCUCAGCAGGCUCCAGCAGCACUUCGGUGCAAGCACAGCCCCCCAAACAGAGCUUUUCUACGGAUCCUGCUCAUCAGAGACAAGUCUCAGCUCCUGCACCCCAACGGUUUGUUCCACCCUUCAAAAAAGACUCGCAGAGCUUCAGUGAUCAAAAUCAACACCCAAAUCAUCAGCAGCACUUGUCCACCAGUGGCAAUAAAACCAGCCAUAGUUCAUGGUUUAAUUCUACUUCUUCAAGACCGAUACAAGUCAUUGACCCACUUCCACGGACAAGUCCACAUAUCAACAGCCCUGUCUUGUCUGGUGGAGGAAGUGUUGGUGUCAAGUCAGCUCAGGCCAAACCUAACCUCACCUCCAGCAGCUCCGGAGGUUCACUGAGCUCAUUCUACAACCAAAACAGUAAACCUGGCCAAAGUCCUGCAGCACAGCUUCCCUCCAACUCUGCACCUUCAAAUCCUGUACCUGCAAAAAAACCUGCCAUCUCUGUCAGAGGAAAAUGUGUACCUCACACAGAAGACCGCUUCAGAGUGGAAGUGAGCUACCAUGCAGAGCUUAUUGCUGUUUUCAAGUCCAUCCCUUCGAAGAACUACGACCCUGCCACCAAGAUGUGGAACUUCAAUCUGGGAGACUAUCAACAGCUAAUGGAGGAGGCGGCUGCCAUUGCCUCUGUGUCUUUGAGGCCUCUGGAGGGAAUGGAAGCCGUGGACGUUGCAGCAGCCACCAGCCGAACUCGUGACGGUGCAGCACUGGCGGCGCUGCUCAAACUGUGCAAUGGCUGGCAGAAACCUGGAGCCGCUGUGGAGGGCCAGUGCAUCCUGGUGGGUCGGAGAAAGUUUGAGGUCGACAUCGGUUACCAUGCUGAUGUCAUUGCAGCGUUCAAGCAAAUGCCAACUAAGAGCUACGACAUGAAAACGAGGAAGUGGAGCUUUUCGCUCGAGGAUUACAAGAGACUCAUGGACCUCCUCAGUGGGAUAGCAGCAGUGGAGGUGGAGCCUCUGCCCAGGGCAGUAAUCCAGGCUUUCUCUGCCAGGUUUGAUGGGACUGAAGCCAGGUCUUUAGACGUCCCUGAGGCAGACCUCUCCAGCAUCGACCCUUCACUCACCUGCAGCCUCAUGCCCUUCCAGAGGGAGGGAGUCAAUUUUGCAGUGUCUAAACAAGGCCGCCUCCUCCUGGCUGAUGACAUGGGCCUGGGUAAGACGAUACAGGCCAUCUGCAUAGCGGCUUACUACAGGAAUGAGUGGCCUUUGUUGGUGGUGGCUCCCUCCUCUGUACGAUUCACCUGGGCUGAGGCCUUCAGACGCUGGCUCCCCUCCCUGAGUCCUGACAGCAUCAAUGUGGUGGUGAAGGCCAAAGACAAUCUGCGGUCCGGUUUGAUCAGCAUCAUCAGCUACGACCUGCUGAGUCGGAUGGAGAAGCAGCAGCAAGGAAAACCCUUCAAUGUUCUCAUCAUGGAUGAGUGUCACUUUCUGAAGAACAUGAAAACUGCUCGUUGUAAAGCAGCCUUGCCCCUGCUGAAGGCAGCGAAGAGGGUGAUCCUUCUGUCUGGGACCCCCGCCAUGUCCAGACCGUCCGAGCUCUACACCCAGAUUCUGGCUGUCAGACCGACGCUCUUUCCUCGCUUCCAUGAGUUCGGGAUGCGCUACUGCAAUGCCAGACAGAUGGCUUGGGGCUGGGACUACUCGGGCUCUUCUAAUCUCGGAGAGUUAAAGCUGCUGUUGGAGGAGUGUCUGAUGCUGCGCCGUCUCAAAUCUGACGUCCUCUCCCAGCUUCCCGCUAAACAGCGCAAGGUGGUCACCGUGACCAUAGAUGGGAUUAACACCCGCACAAAAGCUGCUCUCUCGGCUGCGGCCAAGGAGCUGGCCAGGGGACAUCGCAGUAAACUGGAAGAGAAGGAAGCCCUCCUCGUCUUUUAUAACUACACAGCUGAAGCCAAGCUACAGGCCAUUAUGGAGUACAUCACAGACAUGCUGGAGUGUGGGAGGGAGAAGUUUCUCGUGUUUGCCCAUCAUAAAUUAGUCCUGAAUCACAUCACCGCCGAACUGGGGAAAAAGAAUGUCACUUUCAUCCGUAUCGACGGGAACACGCCGUCCGCUGAGCGACAGCAGCUCUGUGAAAAGUUUCAGUUCUCGACCAAGACCUGCGUGGCUGUUCUGUCCAUCACUGCAGCUAAUAUGGGACUCACCCUGCAUGCCGCGGACCUGGUGAUCUUCGCAGAGCUUUUCUGGAACCCCGGGGUUCUCAUUCAGGCAGAGGAUCGAGUUCACCGGAUUGGACAAACCAGCAACGUGAACAUUCACUAUCUGGUUGCCAAAGGAACUGCUGACGAUCACCUGUGGCCAAUGAUCCAGGAAAAAAUGAAUGUCCUGGGGCAAGUGGGUCUGUCUGAGUCAAACCUCUCAGACAAUGCAGUGAACGCCAGCUUCCACUCUAAGGACCCAAAACAACAGAGCAUCAUGGAGAUGUUCCAGAGAUCUUUCUCCGCGGAUGACGACAUGGACGAAGCCAUCUUAAUGGAGGCGGCAAACGACUGGGAAGACACGCCGCCUGAAACCACAUCUGGUCAAAACCACGGCGGCGUAAUGGUUAGACAAAGCCCCAGCAAAAAAAGCAUCCAAGACUAUUUUAGCAGAUGACUUGGAAGACGUUAGCUAAUUACAUUAACAUAAUUUUGGUUUGCUAAUUGGAACAAGACUUUGUGUCUAGCUUUAAGCCUAUCAUGACUUAUCAUUGUUAACAUCUUCCUUAGUUAUUUUCAUAAAUGUAAAAUAACACUACAGUAAACAUAUAUAUAUUUUUUGCAAAGAAGAAUAAAUGAAUAAAU
This is a messenger RNA of Stegastes partitus (bicolor damselfish), 3351 nucleotides long. RefSeq names its product SWI/SNF related, matrix associated, actin dependent regulator of chromatin, subfamily a-like 1. Gene Ontology annotation, biological process: DNA repair; replication fork processing. The record is from RefSeq and is a predicted model, not a curated record. NCBI's taxonomy places the organism in Eukaryota, Metazoa, Chordata, Actinopteri, Pomacentridae. The coding region runs from base 419 to 3163 and encodes 914 amino acids. Gene Ontology annotation, molecular function: ATP binding. The transcript is spliced from 17 exons. Gene Ontology annotation, cellular component: nuclear replication fork.